This is a messenger RNA of Onychostoma macrolepis, 3574 nucleotides long. RefSeq names its product prostaglandin E receptor 1a (subtype EP1) (gene ptger1a). Gene Ontology annotation, cellular component: plasma membrane. Gene Ontology annotation, molecular function: thromboxane receptor activity; prostaglandin E receptor activity. Gene Ontology annotation, biological process: adenylate cyclase-activating G protein-coupled receptor signaling pathway; positive regulation of cytosolic calcium ion concentration; inflammatory response. The transcript is spliced from 3 exons. The record is from RefSeq and is a predicted model, not a curated record. Bases 1729 to 2850 code for a protein of 373 amino acids. NCBI's taxonomy places the organism in Eukaryota, Metazoa, Chordata, Actinopteri, Cypriniformes, Cyprinidae.
CAGAAACACACUGUACUGAAGCGGUUGCUCUGAGCGCGCGCGUCCGCGUCCGCCGGUGGAAUGUACCUCCGUCAAACUACGAAUCUAUGAAUCUGCAUUUCUUCAUUUAAAACGACUUAUUAUCCUCUUACGGGGAACUUUUUUUUUAACCUAGCCGAACCUGCAUUACCUUUUUCUUUUAUUAAAGAUGACCAGGCGCUCGUAUGGAAUAUAUGGAUAUGACGAUGCACCAUUUUUCUUGUACAUUCACCAGUUAUAAUACAUCAUUUCAUUUUUAACGGUAGUGAUUUACAUUUUUCUUUAGUUAAAAGUAACAUUUACUUUUGUUCAUGAAAUGAUUUAUUUUAUUUUAUUUACAAAAUAGGACAAAAAAAAAGUUUUUUAACUUUUACGCAUGCAGGUAAGCUUGGUUUUUUGACAUGAUGCUUUAAUCCCAAUGGAUAUUCGUUAAUGACGGUCCUUUUAAAUGCAUCCAUGCAACCAACUCACUAUAAAAUGACUCACUGUAGCAUUCUUCAGGGGAGAUGUUGACUCCAGGACGAAAGCAUAACAUUGAGGGGUCAAAUGCAGGCGAAUGAGCCUUGAGGAAUGUUUUUAAACGAUUUGUGGCUGUCAGUAGCCUCUGUCGGAACAUGUUUCUCUCAGCUGUAAUGUUUGGCGUGGCCCUGAAUAUAUGUUCCCUAUUUUUUUUUUUUUUUUUUUUAGAUGAUAAUAUGAUUGUAUGACAAACAGAUAUAUACAUGUAAUUUAUCAUUUUGAGACAAAAUCUAAAAUAGUUGCACAUGUUUGUAUGUUUUAAAGACUGCAUGCAAUUAGCCUACUUUGGAUAAUGAUACAUUUCCUGUUUGUACAGGAAGUUUGGGUGGGGGUGCUUUUUAAAAUGGUCAGUGAAAUAGAAAUAUCCCAAUAGAUUUAUAGUCAAAUUGGCCAGACAUGGUUUCAGGAAUUCACUAUUUAAAAAUAAAAUAAAAUAAAAAUCAUAAUGUGUAAACAAUGGCAAUGUUUAAUUACAUGAUGGCAUAAUUGUGCCUAUAUUUUACAGCUUAUAACUGUGUAUUUCAUUAAGUGAUAUAAUGUUAAAAUAUUAAACUCAGUCAAAAUCAGCUUUAUUUUUGCCUUAAAAUACUGAACACCACCAUAAUAAUACAGGUGGUAUAGAAAAUCCACAUGAUGAUCACUGUACACUGAAAAAAAAAGAAAGAAAUUUCACUAAAUUUGACAAAUGGCAAGUAACACAUUGAAUUAAAUUUGAAUUUUUGAAUCAGAAAGACUAAAAUAGUAUUUUCAUGUAAAAUGUACUCCGAUAAUCUACAAAAAAAAAAUAUAUAUGUUUGCCUGUCCAUAAAACAGAAUAUGCAACUCAAGAAUGUAGGAUAUAUUUUAGUAUUAUAACUUUUUUGCUGCAUUAUAGUACUGCACGUAUACUGUUCACUGUAUGUGGAUGAUCUGUACUACAUUUACUGAAAGAUGCUAUGUGAUGUGACAAUCACACUAAUACAUUUUUUUAUAUAUUUAUCUGGGAAUAUCUGUAUUUUUAAAAAUGAUUAAAAGUAUUCAGUAAGCAAGAAAGAGAAAGCUCGUACCUUUAAAAUGCACAUAAUGGCUACAAUACUAAUUUUGAUUUCUUGGUGUCUUUCAAAUGAUCUAUUCUAAACCUAUUUCUCCAUCCUAUCAGCAGCUCUGCAUGAAGAUGGGCGCCCCGCAGCUAAAAACUCCUCUGAGUUAGCCAUGCAUCACUACAAUUCAUCAGGCGCUGCGCCACUCAGCCCAUAUUCCAACGACAGUCAAUGGGAAGGACAGCCGACCUCUCCAUCACUUGCCGACUCCGAGAAUGUCACCUCGGAGAGACCGAUCCUGAGCGGCCCUAUAGCUGCAAUGCUCUCAAUGACCCUGGGGAUCCUGUCUAACAUUGUGGCUUUAUUCAUCCUGGCAAACGCAUACGCUCGCCUACGUCGACGAUCCAAAGCAUUUCUCCUGUUUGCCAGCUCUUUGGUGGCUACCGACUUUGUGGGGCAUGUCAUACCUGGUUCAAUAGUCAUGAGGCUGUAUCUUUCUGGAGGUGUACCCUCUGAAGAAUACAACCGGGCGGACCCAUUAUGCCAGUUUCUAGGAGGCAGCAUGGUGUUUUUCGGACUGUGUCCACUCUUUCUUGGUUGCGCCAUGGCAGCUGAGAGGUGUUUAGGGGUGACAAAGCCACUGCUCCAUGCGUCUCUGGUUACAACCACAAGGACUAAGCUCUCUCUUUCUGUUAUCUGGUUAGCAGCUCUUUGCGUUGCUCUUCUGCCCUGCUUUCAGCUGGGUUCAUAUACCUACCAGUAUCCUGGUACCUGGUGUUUCAUUAAAGUGCUGGAGGACACAGAGAAGGCAGACGUGGCCUUUGUUAUGUUGUUCUCUGGACUGGGGUUGACAUCCCUUGCUGUUGCUUUGGUGUGUAACACCAUAAGUGGACUGACGCUUGUGUUAGCGAGGAUACGAAAGAAACCCUGUAACCAUCGAUCGGCUAGAUCCCAUGAUAUUGAGAUGGUGGUGCAACUUGUAGGCAUAAUGGUCACAUCUUGUAUCUGCUGGAGCCCUCUUCUGAUUGUUGGCUUAAUUACAGUGAAACAGUCAUACGAGGGCUCUAUUGGAGAUGACCUUGCCACCUUUAAGACCCUAAUGAUAAUGGGAGUGCGGAUAGCAUCCUGGAACCAGAUACUGGACCCAUGGGUCUAUAUUCUCCUUCGUCGUUCCGUCCUCCAAAAGAUUUACUUCAUCACCAAACGUCCAACAGACUUUAAGGAAAGCACUUUUCGCUGCUGGGAGAUCCAUUCCUUCCCCAGCUCUGAGAAGAAUCCUGUCAGUAGAGUGUGAAUCUGAGUGUGCAUCAAUAACAACAGGAGGCCUACUCGGUGUCACAGAGGAUCUCACAGGGCCCCUUUAUUACAAUAUGUACUGCACUCUCUAUGUUAAGAAUGUAAUUAUUUAAGCAAAUUUGCACAAAGAUAAAUAAAGCAUGAGAUGAACAUUCCUAUUACUCCCUGUAAAGCGCUAAUAAUAAGAAUUUGGCUGGAAACUUGCCUGUGAAAGAGAGAACAGCAAUUAUUUGCUGUCUUGGGCCCUCAAUACAGAAAAUACACUGGUGUUAGUAAUUGAGGCAUUAAUUUGGCCAGUGUUGUAGCUUUAGGUCUGGGACAGUGUUUUUAUGUGUCCCUAGUUGUUCCCCAUGAUGAUGGCCCUGGGCAUGAAAACCGACAUGACAGUAACGAGAAGCACAAAAAAUAUUUUAAACAUUGUCUUAUUGGAAAGAAAUGUUCACCUAAUCAGAUUUUGUACAGCAUGAUCAUCAACAAUAUAUUAACUGUGAGGUAAACCCAUAUUUCAUGUGGUGAACAUUAUUUCCCCUCAAAGAAGGGGAAGACAGUUUCCCCUUAUGUUUGUCUUGCAUAUAUGUUACUGUGCAAAAAUGCUCAUGUGAAUAAUAAUCUUCAUAUUAUUGUAUAAUUUAUUUCUUGUGUUAUCCCUCCAAUUUUCUGGAGGCUUUUAAUGUUGUUAUUUUACAUUGAAAAGCAUUAUAAUAAAACAAAACAAAAUUUCA